This is a messenger RNA of Lycium ferocissimum, 1520 nucleotides long. Its product is annotated as equilibrative nucleotide transporter 8. The record is from RefSeq and is a predicted model, not a curated record. The coding region runs from base 113 to 1387 and encodes 424 amino acids. The transcript is spliced from 2 exons. Gene Ontology annotation, molecular function: nucleoside transmembrane transporter activity. Gene Ontology annotation, biological process: nucleoside transmembrane transport. NCBI's taxonomy places the organism in Eukaryota, Viridiplantae, Streptophyta, Magnoliopsida, Solanales, Solanaceae. Gene Ontology annotation, cellular component: plasma membrane.
CGAAUCUUAAAAUUUAUGUGACGACAGAUCCGACCUCUGAAUUCGCACUCGUAUCUAAGCAACAUAGGCACUUUUUAUUGAGAAGUCAUUGGUUACUUGUCUUGUUUAUAAGAUGCUGGACCAUGAUCAUUCUCCACAAGAUUUGGUAAAUCAAAGGAUGGUGCAAAAUCACAAAGGAAUAGAGAGCAUGAUAAAGGGUGAAUCUUUUAUGAGGGAUGAAAGUGAUCAAAGGGACACUUACAAGAUUGCAUACAUUAUCCAUUUCUUGCUUGGUGCAGGCAAUUUGCUUCCUUGGAAUGCCUUGAUCACUGCUGUUGAUUAUUUUGGCUAUCUUUAUCCAACCAAACAUGUUGAAAAAGUUUUCUCUGUUGCCUACAUGACUUCCUCUCUCUUGAUUCUUGUUUUGAUGUUGAGUUGGAGCAAAUGGAACCAAACAACGAGCCUUAGAUUGAGAUUGAAUCUUGGUUUUUCCAUGUUUGUUCUUUCUUUAAUGCUAACCCCAAUUGUAGGCUGGGCUAAUUGGGACCAAAAUGGGACAAAGGUGAAAUCAAAUGCAGCCUAUUAUGUUGUGGUUGCAUCAGUUGUUAUUUGUGGUUUGGCUGAUGGUUUAAUAGGAGGAAGCUUGAUAGGUUCUGCUGGUAAGCUGCCAAAACAAUACAUGCAAGCAAUUUUUGCUGGAACCGCUUCUUCAGGUGUUUUACUUUCCAUAUUAAGGAUUAUAACCAAGGUGUCACUUCCACAUACUCCACAGGGUCUCAAAACAAGUGCUCAUUUCUACUUCAUAAUUAGCACAGCAGUUUUAAUAGUGUGCAUUAUCUGCUGCAACUUGUUAUACAGGCUGCCAGUGAUGCAGCAACAUUACACACUUGUUCAAGAUUUCCUACCAUGCUCAAGGCAUAAACUCCAGGAUGUGGCAAGAACUAUAAAGUAUCCAGCAUUUGGGAUUUUCGCGAUUUAUACUGUUACAUUGUCCAUUUUUCCAGGGUUCUUGGCAGAAAAUCUUGAAUCAAAGAUUCUCAAAGAUUGGUAUCCCAUUUUGCUGAUCACUGUUUACAACGUGUCGGAUUUCGUUGGGAAAUCUUUCACUGCAGUGUAUGUUUUGAAGAGCACUGGAAAGGCUACAUGGGGUUGUGUUGCUAGGCUAUUGUUCUAUCCAUUGUUUGCUGCUUGUCUACAUGGUCCUAAGUGGCUAAAAAGUGAGGUCCCAAUUGUUUUUCUAACGACGCUACUCGGGUUGACCAAUGGGUACUUGACAAGUGUCAUCAUGAUUCUUGCUCCUAAAUCAGUGCCAAGUUCUGAAGCAGAAAUAGCUGCCAUUGUGUUGGCUGUUUCCUUAGGGAUGGGAUUAGUGGCUGGUUCUGUUGUUGGUUGGUUUUGGAUUAUUUGAACUACUAUUAAUUAGCCAUUUAGGCAGGAAGUUUAUUUGUAGGAAUUAGUAUAACGUUAAGUUAGAAUUCAUAAAUCUUGUGUUCUGAUCAAAGUACUUAUUCUAUUAUGGAAAAAAAAUGUUACAAAAUGAA